GCAGGUUUUUCACGGGGUGUUAACACGAAGUGGUAGAAGAAAAAAAAAACAGGGCUUGGUUGGCGAAGAAGAACACCCUCGAAAAGGCAUUUGCGUGGUUGUGACGACGACUACGGCGACGAAUGCGGAUGAAGAUGACGGUAGCGUGUUAUCGCGGCCCAAAGAUACGGGUUUGGUGGUGAUUUUAAUUCCAGAACGGACGCUAAACGGCAAAUACAAACACGCGAUACAAUGAACCAGCAAAACGCGACUCUCGCCGGCCCUCAUCACCGAAAAAAGCAACAACCAGCUCAAGAAGAAGCAGCAGCAGCAGUAGUGUGAACCGAUGGAAGUCGUGGAGUGUACAUAAGCUUCAUAAGCAACACACACUGCUAGAGUCGCCGGAUCGGGCGUUAUUUUUCCUCGUCGAGAGCUAAUUGAAGAAUAAGAAAAUCACAACCUAUAAUAACAGUCACAUCACUAUCAGUCAGUAUCAACGAAUAUUAGUUGCAGUACCAGCCUUAGAUCAUACGGUAAGGGAAGAGGGAAUAAGCGAGUACAACACACCAGUGAGCCAGGAAUCGGAAGGGAAAAGUGAAUUAUUAAGAUUAUGCUCUGUUAUUGUACGGGUUAGGUUGCAUUACGUUGCGCUACGACCGCGUAGAACACAAACAAACACGUUGUUUUGCGUGCCCCCGUUUGUUCCAUUAAGCUCGGCGGACUCUGUUUCGUGUCCUGUAAGUUGUUCAAAAUUACGAGUUAAUUUUAGAAGCAAUCAGUUUCGUUUCGCUGCGCUACGUGUGCAGUAGCAGUGAUGGAAUAAUCGAAUCAUCUGCUGUGUGCGAUUGAAUGUGCGAUAAGUUGUGAAGUUGUGGGCCGAGAAUCACGACCGGUGCUGCGAUCUCUGUUUGUUUUGCUUGUUUGGUUUGUGUAGUUUGUGUCUGAAGUGUGUGUAGCCUGCCCGGUUACGAACACCAUCUCACGACAACGCGCGUAACGACACACGGGCGCUGUGGUGUGUUUGUUUUCACCUCCCCUCGAUCAAGUGCGCCCGCGAGAGAUCCAGUGGCGGCGCGCUUGGUUCGAAUCACCCAGGCAGCCGGCUGAUGUUUGUUUUUCAUUUCUGUUUGCUCCGUGAAGAAUGUCCGUGAAGCUGCGGAAGUGCGAAUGAAAUCAGUGCCAAAAAUUACCCACGAACGAACUAGACAAACAACAAUAAUAGAAGCUUGUGGCAGAAGCAUUGGAGUAGAGAAGAUCAAGUCGUCGGAUUGGUAGUGGUGCGAGUAGCAAGCAACGCUCAAAAUGUCGCUGGAUUCGAUGGGCCCUUCGGCUGGCGGGGGCAGCUCCGGCGUCGGCACACUGUCCGGCACCAGGAUGAUCCACUCGCUGAGCACACCGUCCGGUGUGGACGGAACAGUGUCGACGUCUCAUUCCCGCGGCGGCAAGAAGCUGGCCGUGCGCAUCCAAAUGUUGGAUGACUCUGUCACCAUGUUUCAAGUGCAGGCUAAAGCCACCGGAAAAGUACUAUUCGAACAAGUGUGCCGACAGUUAAAUCUGCUGGAAGCUGAUUACUUCGGGCUGGAGUAUCAGGAAGCGCCAUCCGGCACCAAAUACUGGCUGGACCUAGAGAAAUCGCUGAACCGGCAGGUUGGGCUAUCGCUAGUAGAGCCAGUGCUGCGCUUCUGCGUCAAGUUCUACACGCCCGAUCCGCUGCAGCUGGAAGAAGAAUACACGCGCUAUUUGUUCUGCCUGCAAGUGAAGCGUGAUCUUGCCACUGGCAGCUUACAAUGCAACGACAAUACAGCAGCAUUGAUGGCAAGCUACAUUGUGCAAGCUUCCUGUGGAGAUUAUGCGGCGGAGGACUAUCCCGAUCACACCUAUCUGUCGUCGUACCGCUUUGUGCCACAGCAAGAUCAUACGAUGCAGAGAAGAAUUAUGGAGAACCACAAGAAACAUGUGGGUCAAUCGCCGGCGGAAGCGGAUCUAAAUCUGCUAGAAACUGCGCGACGAUGCGAGCUGUACGGCAUGAAGAUGCACCCAGCCAAAGACCACGAUGGUGUGCCGUUGAAUCUGGCCGUUGCUCACAUGGGUAUUGCCGUCUUUCAAGGCAUUACGCGGAUCAAUACCUUCUCGUGGGCGAAGAUUCGCAAAAUAUCAUUCAAACGCAAGCGCUUCCUGAUCAAAUUGCAUCCCGAAAAUUAUGUGUACCAUAAAGACACGGUUGAAUUUUUCUUCGAAGGUCGCAAUGAGUGCAAAAACUUUUGGAAAAAGUGCGUCGAGAAUCAUGGCUUUUUCCGUUGCACCGCUGUACAGAAUGUGCAACGGCGCAAGGCACGGGUACUGUCGCGAGGUAGCUCAUUCAGGUAUAGCGGCAAAACUCAGAAACAAAUCAUCGAAUUCGUUCGUGACAAUUAUGUAAAACGGCAAACAUUUCAAAGGUCUCAGUCUUUUCGGCAGGGUCCUCUACAUUCAAGUAACAGAAGUCAAUCACGCACUUCAUGUAAUGUGAAUCAAAGCAUCUCGGCUCAUCCUUUACUUCCGAUCGAAACCGCGGAAUGGGAACGUCGCAGUCAGAGCAACGUAUUGAGGACGCCUUCUCAGACGAGGAGACAAGUGGAUAUGGAGGUGGAUCGCCUACCCAGCAGUCCUACCGGCCACAGUCGUUCUCAGCUCACGGAAGCCCAGGUGGAGACCUAUCCGAUGAAGAGCUAUACCCAGCAAAUGGGAAUGGAGGGCUCGGGCCACACGCCGCUGCAGGACUCGAGCCAAUCUGCGUCCCCGGGGGGCACCUGGAGUUCGCCGUACCACAACAGCAACAGCAGCCAUGCGCGCGAAGCCGAUCGGGCUCGUGCACGUCAAGACGGUCACAGUUCCGGUCUGAACCACCGGCUCUAUGCCACUAUGUCCCCCAAAUACACUCAUCGCAGCCACAGAUUUACCACGCAGCCACAGCAGCUGCUGCAGCAGCCACAGCAGCAGCAGCAGCGUCGGGCCUCAGCCGGGCCGCUGGGCCAACCGGGGGAUCGCAGCAGUUCUAUGGGGGAGACAACGGUCUCCUCCACCAGCCGGGAGAGUGUUUUAUUGCCGCUGGACACUCGCACCAGGCGCUCUUCAGCGCUGCUGCCGGGGGUGGCGGCCUCGGGGUCGGGAAUGGCACCCUCAAUGGUGGGAGCCAGCAGCUCUCAAUACCCCAGUGCCACACUAGCCCGUUAUAGCAAUACGAGUACCUAUUCGAUGUCUAAGUCAGUGAGCACCGGGACGGACCUAUCGGACGAAGCGCCGGAUAAUGUCAUCUACUCGGAUAUCAACGAUCUGUAUCGUCAUCGGAAAUCGACCACCUCCGGGGGCAGUGGUGGUGGUGGCGGCGGCGGAUCGGCGUCAGAAGCUCGCACCAACGCGGCGGCCGAUGAAGAGGCCGCCGAGGAGGUGGAAGACGAUGAUGAGAUCAUGGAUGAGGUGGAGGACGAGAACGCGAUCCGCCGCCCCUAUCUGGAGGACGACGACGACGAUGACGAUGAAAUCGAUAUCCGGUAUGCGACUGCUACGCAGAUUAAAGCGAUGACAUCCGGCGCUGCAUCCGAUGCUCCGAAGCCCGUCCCUAGUGACGAACUGUACGCGACAGUGGAUAGGAAAAGUAAGCUGAACAAGCAGCUGCAACAACAGCAACAGCAACAACAACAACAACAACAAGUAACUGUACAAGUUGCCACUCUCAAAACGAACACACAUUACCCCGGUAAACACUUUAGCGAUGAGUUCAUAGACGAUAGCAUUAGAAACUACAAUAGCCAUACUAAUAUAAGUACGAACGUAAGCAAGCUAAACGAUGCGAGUGGAGGGACGCUAAACUCGGCCAGCGCUGGCGAGAUGUACAAUCGUUCAGCUCAUUUCGAUGAAUACUGUGGCAAUAAUCGGUACUCCGACACGUCGGACUACUUCAGCCACAGUCAGCAGCAUUAUUCGCACUCACCAAACUCCCAGUCGUUGGCCACGACGAUCACGCACAAGAACGGGCUAACGGACGAUGAUGAUCGGUACUCCUGUUCGAAUCCUCCGCCAAUUCAUCCGCGAACCUCGCAUUCGCUGCCGCGCAAUUCGCAGCUCGCCAAGAUCGAGUCUAUCGACUCGAACUACAGUGGUGGGGAGGGGGGUCCGAGUAGUGGAGGUAGGACAGGAGGGAGCUCUGGGGAGCACAAUUUCAUGGGACACCACUCGUUGAAUAAUCUGCCCAGCUCGUCCAAGGUGACCAAUGAUUAUCUGCACUAUUCCUCGCUGUUGAAGGGUGGUGGUGCUGGGGAUGGUGGACCGGAUGAUCCGAUGAACAGCAAGAAAACGUCGUCGGAAAGGCUGGAGUACGAGCUGUCGAAUGCGAACAUCUACUCGACGGUACAGUACAAGAACUAUGAGGAGGAUUUCGACGAGGAAGAGUACAUGAAUUACCAGCGUCAGCGGGGCGCAGAUAGAGACGCGUCGAAGGAAGCCUGGUUGCGAAGUAGCUCGUGCAAGGAGCUGUGCGACUACGGCUACGAUUCAACGGGCCGGGCCGACUUUUCGCUGAUGGAGCGUGAAUUCCUGACCUCCGAUCGGAUCGACAGUCCGGUGACGCGCUACGACGACUCGCGCCACUCGAUGUACGUGCAAAAGUCCAACUACUCGGUGGAGGUGAGCCAGGACUGUUUGGCAAACGAAGGGAAGGUGUACUCGUCCAGCUAUCCUGGCACCACGUACAACACUAUCGAUCAUACGAGCUAUCGCAAGCACACCAAUCAGAACUUCUAUUCCAACUACGAGUACGGAUCGCAGGACGAUAUUUCGCACGACAGCUACGAACUGUUGGAAAAGUCGGACGACGAGCUGUACUACAAGUUCAAGGCUGAUUCGGAGGCACACACACGAUCCUGCUCGCUCGAUUCGGGCAACUACAUUCCGACGGACGAUGAGAGCAUUCCGGAUCAGCAACAACAGUCGGGCCAUCAUUCGCAUCACGUGUCCCGCCUGUCGAGGUAUUGCUCCAGUCUGGAGACAAAGAGUAAGAGCGCCCCGGACAUCGACGAUCUGGACGAUAUGUUUUUGAUGGAAGACCCGAGAGAUCUUCCGCGCGAAAAGCUGUGCGUCAAGUCGGAUGGAAACUUUUACAAGAAAAUCAAGAUGGCGAUGGGAGGCUCGUCGCGAAUGUCCAGCCCGGAGUCGCGUAGCGAUUACUACGAGUCGAAGCUUUCGAAGAGCAGUGGCUCGAGCAAGAAAUCGAAGGACAGUGUGUACCACACCGAUAGCAACAAGAAGUCACGCGAAACGCUGAAGAGUAAAUCGGGCUCGGGCUUCAACUCGCGUGCCUCCAGCCAGGACUCGAAAGAUGCGUUCGGAGGUAUGGACAUACUGCUGACGAAGAACUACGAAAUGCCGACCACGACGAGCAAAAAGGCCAAGUAUCUGUCGAAGCGGUUCGAUAGCAGCUCUCGCAACUCUAGCCAAGACUCGAAGAGUGAUUACUACGACGCCAGUGAGCAGCAGCAGCAGCUGCAGCACGAGCACGAGCUAGACGGUGACGGUGCCGAUAUGUCGGACGAAAUCUAUUCCCGUGCCAAGGUGAGUCACUCGGACGAGCACAUUCGGGUGGGCGAAGACGACGACGACGACGAUGGACUGUCGAUGGUAAAGAACGGGAUCUCAGCGACGGCGGCCAGCUUCUACGACAAUCAGAUAUACUCGUCCACGUUCCCGAGUGCCCAGGCCAAGCCAACCAGCGCGGGCAAUGAUACCGGCGGAGGAGGCAGCAAAACUUCGCACGUUCACUCGAUCAGCCUGCAGAACGUGGAGUUGGAGCGGAACUCUCGCUCGGUGGGCUAUUCCGCGUACAAAUCUCCUUCGCCAGUACUGCCAACCGCUUUGCCGAAACCGAUCGACAAGCAACCGCCCAAGACGACGCACAUUUGGCCGGAGGAAAUUGAAGGCUUGCCCACGACCAUCACCGAAAGCCAGCGGAUCGAUCGAUCGCGAGCGUUUCGCAAGAAAUCGGACAGUGAGAACAUCUUCAGCUUUGACAAGGAAAAGAUCGAAUCGCUAACGAGCAGCCUGAACGACGAAACGCCCACUACCGCGAUCAUGGUGGAGGCGAAGGGAAAGGUAAGCCCAGACUACCCGCUAACCCCGGAGCUGCUGUCGGAGUUUGACAAGCAAAAGAUCGAAUCGCCCCACAUUCUACCGAAGAAGACGCGCAAAGAGGAGCUGAUGGCAAAGACGCACUUCGAAGAGUACACGCCGAAGAUGAUGGGCUUGGAUUCGUCGGUCAUCAGCGGCAUUCCGCCGUACGCGCACGCGACCGUUGAGCGUACCAAGUCCGAUCCAAACUCGCUGGCUAAUCGGCCCCGACUCGGACCAAACUCGCGACGCCAUACGCUGAUGCACCAGAAGUCGAUCGAUCUUACGCCGGCCGAUUCGAGCGAAGAAGAGUAUCUGUACAAACAGAUACCGAGCGCACCGCCGCUCUGCAAAUCCCACGGCAGUCACUUUGAGCUGCCGCAAUCGUACGACAUGAAUGUGAUCCCCGACGUCGUAGAGCUGCCCAGGAAUGGGUUCGAGAUGCCGAAGAGUUUCUUCAAGGACUAUCAGGAGCGUCGCUCAUCGCACAAAGCCGUCCUGAAGGACGAUAUACCGUACGUGCUGCACAAACGGCACGUCAUGAACGGGACGGCUCCGUCACCGUUGGUGGAGGGCAAAACGGGCACCCCACAUCGUAGCUAUCCGAAGCCAAAGAGUCCCAAGUCGCCAAAGUCUCCCAAAUCGCCGAAAUCCCCCAAGAUGCUCAUGUCGGACGGUGGAAAAGGGGAUGCAGCAAACCAAGCUUUCGUCGGUUCGAAGGAAAAUCUGCUGCGCGUGAAGGACGACACGGAGCUGCUGAUCGAGCAAGGCGGCGGGGCAGACGAACAGCCGGGCUUCCUGUUCACCCAAAACAUUGACCUGUCGAAGGUGGAUCCUGUGACGCUGGAAGUGGACAAAACGGUGCAAACGGUGCAGCUAGUUAGCAGCCCGAAGCGAGACAUCACGAAGCGCAUGGAUCCGUUGAUGCUGGAGCAGCUGAACAGCAAGCUGAGCCAAAUCGAGAGCGACUCGGCCACGAGCUCCAAGACGGACAGCAAUGCCGCUCAGCAGCUGCUGCAGCCACAGCCCAGAAAGUUCGACUCGAAGCCGGUCGAUCUGCCCUACCUGCUGGUGGACAAGAAGUGCAUCGAGCUGGCCGUCCCGAAACGGGUGGUGAAAACACGUGUCGCUCCCAUUAAGACCAAGUGCGGCAAGUCGAAGCGUAACGCCAAAACGCGCAUCACUUCCUUCUCCUCGGACGACGAGAGUCUCGAUUCGGACGAUGUGUUUGGGUCCGCGGAAGCGAUGCCAACGAAGUUGGAGUUUUCUCCGCCCCAGUCGCGCAAGGAAAUCGAACCGAUACUGAAGCACGAGUCCAGCAAGAUGGCAUCGAACGCGUGGGCCAGGGGACAAACGAUGAGCUCGACGGAGAUCGAAGGAUCGCCGCCCCAGUGUCGCCGUCUGGCGGAGCUGGAGAGUCGCUAUCACACGGUGAAGCUUGAAACGACACAGCUCACAAGCACCGAGCUGCGCCGCAUAUCGGAACGAUCGUUCUCCAUUCCCAGCUCGGAAGAUGAAGGCAAAAAGGCACAAACGAAAGCGGAUGAAUCGACCAAAGCACUCCAAACGGCGGAAAAGUCACAAGAGUCGUCGAAAACACAAGCCCACGGUGGUGAGGUGGGUGAAUCUAAGGAUGGCGGGUUGGGGUUUUCGAAACAACACCCGGAACCGGGAGUGAAGAAAUCGGGCAAGGAGGACGGAACGUCGACGACCACCAAAUUGUCUCCGUCACGGACGAAACUGAUUGAAGAGCUGAUCGAUUCAUCGAUCGUAAUGCGUUCGAAGGGACAUGCACCGAUCUUGUUUGCACACGCUCGCUUAAACCUUAGCGAAGGGUCCGCUUUCGCUUCGCUGCAACGCCAGAAGGCCCAAGAAUCGCCUACUUCCGGGCGCCGCGCCAAGAGUCUCGAUACUCCGGUUAUUUCUCUGCACAAAUUACCUCCAAUGAAUGCGUUCUCCUCGAAGGAUGACACGGUGGGGUAUGAAGAGGAGGAGGAAGUGCUGGAAGUGAAACCCCUGCAGCAGCAGCAGCAAAAACCCUCGAAAGCUUCAGUCAUCGAAGAGGAGGAGCAGGAAGACUCGGUACACUCGUGCGGCGAUGCGAUCGUCAUCCGUGAUCCAACAAUUUCGCGUCAAACAUCGACCACGGAGGAGGAACGCAAAUCCGUUCGGAUCGAUGCAGAUGAGCUGGAGCUGCUCGAUCGGCUGAAGUACAUCGAGAAGAUCGAGCUGCAGGGUGUGAAGAUAAAGGAAAAGCGCAAAACUAAAACGAAGCUCAAAAGCGGCCAUCAGCUAAUACUGGAGAUACCAAAGUACAAGUUUGAGCCUUUCAGCUCGGGCAACAGCUCCAUCAAAACCUCUCCCGCCAUCAGCCGGGCUAGCAGUGUGGAAAGCACAGGUAAAGCGCGUCAAAAGACGGACAGUGGCACCCAGACACCGACCGGAGGCGGUGCCGCCAUUAAGCCCCAGCGCAAGUCGACCAGCCCGAAAGGGUCGGAAAAGCUGGUCCAACCGAAACGACGCUCCUCGGACGAUGUGAAGAAGUCUUCGUCCCCGAACGACAUGCUGCGCACCAAGAGCCAGGAAGCGCUGGGCAAGGGAAAGGGCUCUAGCGCCAAGGAGAAGUCGAAAUCGCUGGAAAAGAUGGAGCUGAAGCGGCUAGGCAGCCGGGAACGGAAAUCUACCGAGGAAAGCGAACUGGAGCGCGCUCGGCGCAAGGAGCGCCAGCAGAAGCUGUACGAAUCGGCCAUGAAGCAAACGAUUAACAUGCUCAGCCCGGUGAAGGAUCAACUGCCCCAGUUUCCGGCGCCGGAGGAUAAGAUAUCGGUGAAAACGGAGGGUGAUAAGAUUAUUAUUGACGCGGACAUAAAAUCGAAACCGGAAGAUCACGUGUUUAUCGCGAAGGCACCGCGUAAGCUGGACUGUGGCCUGUCGAAGAUAAGCCGCAGCUUCGAGGAUCAGAAGAGUGUGGAAAAGCUGGACAAGGCCAGCCGUAGCUUCGACGAUCGCAGUAAAUCGUUUGACGAUCAUUCGGAUCGGUCGGCGGACGAGAGCAGCAUCGUUAUCAAGAGUCCGACGCGGCUGAGCAAGAGCCAAGAGCUGAAGCAGAAGAUCGAAGGCUCGGUCGUACAUAAGGGACGCAUGGAAGGCAAAUCGAAAAGCCUGGAGAAGAAGUCCGAACCACAGUACUUGGAUAUUGAGUACAAGACCCGCAGUCUGGAUCAAAACUACACGACGGAAAGUAGCGCUUCUUCGUAUGGUGGCGGUGAUGCCACCUCGCCCGAAUCGGAAGCUGCUGGUCAUGGCAUGAUGGCGGGCAGGAAGCAGGAGGUAAAGGUGGAUGUUCACUAUUCUGCCAAGAUGGAUUCGCCUGAUGCCGAUAGUAGUAACCGUGGUGCAUCGCCGAGCGGUCGGGGCCGUAAAUCCACAACGGACAGUGACAGUAAAUCGAUCGAUGAUCAUCGUCCGGCGUCGCGGUUCGAUAAGGGCAAGAGUCUGGAUAGCAAUAUUUCGUCCGAAAAGGAUGGCAAGAAGAAGGAUAAGCCGCAAGCCGUCGAGAGACGUUCACAUUCGCAGCCAGUGUCAGAGUUUGGAGAUGAACUCGACAUGCAGGACAUUAUAUCUGAGCGACGUACGCUUGAUCUGAUGAAGCGACGAUCGGAGGAAAAGACAGUAGAUACCAGCACGACCAGCUUUAUGGGUGAAUCGAUAGAUCAGAUGGGUGGAGAUAAGGAGGGAAAGAAAACUUCUGGUACGGUUGGCAGCGAAGAAUCGCUCACUGAAGUGAGUGAGUUGAAGGAUGCUGAAGGGAAAGACACCGGAUAUCUUCCGCCUCCGGUGCGUGUACCGACCAUUGAGUACGAAGAACCAUCGCUCGAAGAAGACGACAUUGUGGACGAGGUAGACGAGCUGGAGGUGGAGGAGCUGGAAGCUGAAGAGACGAACAAUAAGAAGGAAAUUUUGGGAAAACUAAACCUGGAACGAAGCAGAAGCGAUGAAACCGGCUCAUGGGUGACGAUCGCAUGUGAAGAGUUCACCGGCACUGAUGGGGUUAGCAGUCAGCAGGAAGAACUGCAGGAAGUGGCUGGGGGGUCGCACUACAAAAUCGAGUCACAGGCAACGUUUGAAGAUGUGAAAGACUAUGCGAUGCCCGAAUCGGAAGUGGUCGUUGAGUCGGUUGAGAUUCCGGUGCUAUCGCAACCGCAAUCCAACAGAUCCUCGCCGUCGGCAUUCGAUCAUCCGCUGCCGCAAGUGCCCGAGAAGAAGCCGGACGUGGUGGUGUCUCCGUUGCGCGAAAGGGUCGCCAGAGCGUCGGCAGUGGAUCGUGAUCGCGAAGAGGUCGACAAAAAGCAAGCGUCGCAACGGCGCGGUGACUUCCUGCGGCUGUCCAUUGAAAGAUCGCGCAGCUCGGAUACGGGCUCAAGUCGAGAGAAUGAAACCAGCCCCAUUAGGCAUGAUUCCAGCACACCGCGCGGAAAGGGUUCGUUGGAUGAAGAAUCGAGUGUCAGCUGUUCCAUUUCACGUCCGCUCGGUAUAUCGCAAGAUAUGGAUUCGAUGGAUCACUUGAAAUGUCGGGAGUUGCGCGAAGCUAUGCUGAAGAUGGAGGAGUACGAUGAUGGGUCGGUGGCGAUGAGGAAGGUUUCGCCUACGCUCGAGAAACAAUAUCCGGUCGAUUUGGGUUCGGGAUCCGAGUUGGAUAUAGAAACGCCCGAAGAUCGUAUUUCCAGACUUCUGCAGCGUGAAGAAAGUGAGUCAAGCUCAGACAAUGGGGUUGGUCCAGUUGCACCAGGGCCCAUGGGUGGUACCGGUUCUGGAGGUGCUGUAGCAAGCGGUGGGGCAGUCCUCAAGCCAAGAGUGGUGAAACCCGUCCGUACGACGUUGCUACACAAGAAAGUGUGUCGUACGGUUCCUUCGAAUGAGAAACAGACGCAGCAAACGACUGCAGAGCUAAAAUCGGGCACAUUGAAGCUGCUCAGCGCUGACGGAGGCGAUCGUAGUUCGUUGGAGUCGAAAUCGAGCCUAGAAUCGAAAGGAUCGUUGGGAUCGUUCGAAACCGAAAGCAGCUCCGGAUCGCUCGGCGCUGCCCAGCGAAAGGGUGAUCUGCUGCAGAAGGAACAAAUGUCCACCUGGCGCCCGUAUCCGAUCGAAAGCUCGGGCAGCUCGAGCGUGGAGGACAACUGGCUGCCACCGGAGCAGGAAAGCUACGAAAGCUUCGAGCUGGCGACGGAAACGAUCGAAAUACAGAAGAUUCCGCUGCAAGACUCGAAAGAGCUGUCGCCGGACGAGCAAAAGGAGAGCGACUCCGACAUACAGGACGAGCUGAACGAUUUCCCGGCGACCUUCGGCUAUCCGGAGAUGACCUCCACACUCGGUAUCGCUAUCAAUCCGGUGGAUAUACUUGGGUAUGGAGCGAGCUUUGGGGUGGGCCGAACGUUGUCGCGCAUCUCGGAGCGCAGCACCAACUCGGAGAAAUCGAGCGGCGAAGAGGUGGCCGAGGCGGAAAAGUCGAGCCUGGAGGAUUUGAGCGUACACGACGAGUCGGCCAUCUCGAGCGAGCAUCAGGCGAGUCUCAGCUCGGAUCUGCACUCCAACUCGAACCCGGCGUACAUAUCCGACGCGGACCGCAGAACGUCGGCGGAGAUGCCGGACAUUCCGUGCGAUUCGGCCGCAGCCGAACGGCUGUCGGAGAUCUACCAGAGCAAUGUGGUGAAGAACGGUCGUUUCACUGUGUCCCACGUUACCGAAGGGGGUGGAGCGGGAGGAGGUAACGGAUUAAAGACGGCGGAAAGCAAACCCGAUUUGCAGUGUCUUUCGAUAGGUGGUGGCAGUCAAGAUUCGGAAGACUGGCCCUUGCCGGACAUACCGUACGACAGUACGCCGGGAGAGCGGUUUGAUCCGAGCGUCGGAGGACCUCCGGGUGUGAUUAUGCCGCCUCCAAUGCGACCAUACUGGACGGAGCAGGCAAUGGCAGGCGCCCGGCAGUCGCAAGAGUCGGACAAUUGGCCAACACCCCCGUCCAGUAUGCUGGAGCACGCUCCAAUCGUGGAAAACGUGCAGACAUUCCACGUGAACGAACCGCAGCAUCCAACGCAAGUGAUGGUGGAAUCGUUCACCGAACCGACUACAGGUGGGUCCGAUGACUCCGAUCCAGAUUACGCGGAGGUAGCUGGAGACGAUAUUCCAGAGCCUCCGAAACGGGACUACAUUCCAACCGGAUCCGGAUCUGGGUCGUACUCGGGCUCAUCUCUGUCCGGAAAGUCGGGCUCAUCGCCGAGUCCUUCGCUUUCGAUGGUAGUUCCUUACGAGAGCACCGCCUAUCUGGUGUCGGCGCUGCAAGAUGCAAAGACGUAUGAGACAGCCGUUACGUACGACAAUGCGACCUGUCUGAGUGGUGCACUUGGUCCAACAAGCUGCCUCAAGUCCACGUUUGAUAUAUGCUCUAGUCAGCGUGCGCUAGGCUCUUCGACUACUACGGGCGGUAUUGCGGGAAGGGGAGAACCGAACCCUGACCGGGUCAUCAUUUCGCAACCUACAAAGUCGCCGCAGAACUUAAGUCCCAUCACCGACGAUGACUUCUUCAUGAACGACGAAGUGUUCGGUCCGGGCACGGUGAAGAUCGAGAUAUCGCCCGACGAUAGUAAACCGUCCUCGUCCGGCGGUAUGGAGUACGGUGGAGGGCAGCAAAAGUUUUCCCGCAGCUCCAACAAUUCCGACACCUCGAUCGACGACAUGCUGUCAACGUCUUGUGGCACGUACAUGGAGGAGACGGUCCGGCUGCGCAAUCUGGAGCCGCGUCGGUUGAGCAACGAGUCGUGCAAGAAGUGCAGCCACAGCUCACACUCCGAGGAGGAGACGAGCUCGUUCGGCACGGAUCUUGAUGGGACGGUAAAGAUGGGACUGCAGCAAAAGCGCUGCACGCACAGUUCGCACUCGGAGGACACCUCGAUUGGGCUUAGCAUUUCCGAGUGGUCGACCGGUACGAACACGGUGCGGCAGUAUGCGAACCUGUCCGGCUCGGACAGUCUGUCGGCCGUCUCGAACCACUCCGGCAAUGCCAAGAGCGAGAAAUCGAACCAUACCAAGAGCUCGAUCAGCUCGAGCGUGCACAAGUCGACCGAAAGUCUGGACGAGAAGACGAGCGGCAGCUUCUCGAGCAGCAACACCAACCAGGCCAACAAUGCUGCCGGUGGCAAGCGUUUUUCGCUGGAGAAUGUGUCGGAGAACGGGGGCUGUCCGCGGUACGAGCCGUUCAGCAACUCGGAAACGGACACCAAAUUCUCGUCGGGCACUAAGAGCGAUGACACCACGCUGACGCUCACCGAGAUGGCCCAGACCAUUACGGAGUGGUCGACGAGCAGCAGCAACACGCUGAUCGCGCAAGUCGAAGCGUUGAAGCAGCUGGAAAGUGGAGGUAAUGGCGUGAAAGGUUCCUCCUCACUGGAACGAGCUGCUGGUGGCGCAACAACGACACGAACCUUCGAGUAUGUCCCACUGAAACCGCCCAAGGUGGUGAAAAAGGUGGCUGUCGCCUCACCAGACGACCAUCGCAAGGAUCUACCGGGAGUGCACGUGAAACCUCAGAUUCCGAAGCACUACCACCCGAUCGAGGCGGGAGAAAGCUCCAGAAUGGCCUCUGGCGAAUCGAACGUGGUGAUCCCUGAACGUCCAACGAGACUACCGCCCAAGAUCGUGGACGUGAUCGAGAAGAGUCCGAAGAGAAUGCCCGUAACACAGCAACCUCUUCCACAGGGCAAAGUGCUUUCGUCUGCGAGGAUUGAACCGCAAGAUGGCGCCAGCAAACGGAAGUCGCUCGAAAUGAUGUCCAAACGCUACCAGAGCCAGGACAUCUCGGACACCGAAACGUUCACGGAGAAACUGUACGGCCAGAGCGAGAAGCUGACGGAGCGCUAUCAAAGCCAGGAGUUUACGCCGAUGGCCGUGGCGCCGGCACCGAGCAAACCGCCCCGCGGUGACUCGCUGCCCUCCACCAGCCCGACGCCGAUGGCCGAGAAGCCGCUGGUGAAGCAUCACAGCUACGACGACAAAACGCUGUCAAAGUCGCAGAUUCGCGAGUACAAGACCACGAAGAUGCGUCACAGCCAGUCCUUCCACGAGCAUCUGGUGUCGUCGGAUCUGAACAAGAUCGUGGAGGAAAGCCUCGGCAGCUCGUCGACCACCACACACACCAGCGAAGCGACAAGCACCGACAACUCGUCGCCCAUGUUCCCGCGGCCCGAGAAGCUGGUCCGCUGCUCGCCCUACUACUCGAGCAGCCUUAGCUCGGAGUCGCCACCGAUUGCACCGAAUCAGUUGCCGCCGCCAGUGCAAAAACCGCCACGCAAAAGCUCGCUGCCGAGGAACUUUGUGCCGAAGAGUCCGCCGAGCGGCAACGAUACCGACAGCUCGCUGGACCACCGGGCGCAGGAUCCGAAGCUGCGAGCGCGCGGCUACCGGAAGAAGCGAACCGUACCGCUCAAGAAGAGCCGGCUCGAUCGACCGCUGGAGCAUCAGGAGAGCUCCGAAUGUUCGGAAGGCUACUUCCCCGAGCUGGACUCGGGCUCGUCGGACGCGGUAAUGAUGGAGCAGCAGCAGCAGCAGCAGCAGCAUCAGCGCUAUCCGGACUUUGAGGAAGAGCUGGAACAGCUGCCCGAAGACUACGAAGACGAGACGUACCGGGUGGAUGAGGACGAGGUGACGCCCAGCCGCAAUGGGGCCGGCGUGUACCCGAGUGCAUCGUACUCGAACAAGUUCGAGGGUCUGGACAUGACGGAGAACGUCGACGAGAUGGGCUUCCCGCGGUACGAUCGAUUGGGCCACAUAACCAACCCGAAUCUGUACAAAUCGGACACUCCGUCGCCGCCGGUCAAGCCCGUCAGGCAGCGUCGGCUGCGCCAUACAAAGCGCGAUGAUCAGCAGCACGACCUGGAGUACCAGGGUGUGCAGUACACGCCGGAAAGUGGCAGCUGCUCGGAGACGAAGGCCGGCCUCUCGGAUGACGUGUGCUACUCGAGCGAGGACAGCUUCGCGGCGGGAUACAAUCGUAGCAGCGGGGCCGGACCGGGCACCAGCUCCCGCUACCAGAAGAACGUCGAGAUUCCCUAUCCCGACUUCCUGUCCGACUACGAGAACGAGUCUUCCUCGGCCUGCUCGUAUGCGCGGCGCAUGGAGCAGGGUCGGCCGCGCUAUGUGGAGCUGGAAUCGCAACAUCAACAGCUGCAGCAACAGCAGCUGGGGUACGUGGAAGCGGGCAAAAGUGUCGAUGUGUCGGUUGCGUUCGACCUGAAAGCCUUACCACCUCCGAUCUACGUCGAGGAGGAGGAGGAGGAAGAAGAGGAAGGUGAUGAUCAACAAGGGCCCGACGAGGAGGAGGAGGACGAGCAGGACAAUGCUGUUUAAGCGAAUCGAAAUGAGCUGAAUGUCUUGGGACGCGUGCUGGCGUAGGGCCUCCGUAGAAAACACAGUGCCAAUGUGAAAACUGAUCGACGUUGUGAAAGAAGUAUGCCAAAUCUUUAAGAUCUAUUCCAUUUAUCGCUCACGAUCACUCUUUCUCUCAUAUAAUAUAUAUAUAUAUACAU
Anopheles gambiae (African malaria mosquito) is the source of this 15692-nucleotide messenger RNA. It is a transcript of the gene Cdep, whose product is annotated as FERM, ARHGEF and pleckstrin domain-containing protein 2. The record is from RefSeq and is a predicted model, not a curated record. Gene Ontology annotation, cellular component: cytoskeleton. Lineage: Eukaryota; Metazoa; Arthropoda; Insecta; Diptera; Culicidae. The coding region runs from base 1282 to 15513 and encodes 4743 amino acids. Gene Ontology annotation, molecular function: guanyl-nucleotide exchange factor activity; cytoskeletal protein binding. The transcript has 10 exons.